Messenger RNA from Sabethes cyaneus, 1791 nucleotides. RefSeq lists its product as uncharacterized. The transcript is spliced from 2 exons. Lineage: Eukaryota; Metazoa; Arthropoda; Insecta; Diptera; Culicidae. The record is from RefSeq and is a predicted model, not a curated record. Bases 1 to 1791 code for a protein of 596 amino acids.
AUGAAUAACGGAGGUGGUUUCGUUAAGGCUUACAGUAACAAUUGGCUGUCACAGUUCGGAUUGUACAAAUAUGAGGCACCAGAAGAAUCGCCAAGAAAACAAUCCUUCAACCAUCGCAAAGUAUCUCUGUACGGGAUACUUGCUCUGGCGUUCGUCGCAUUUUUAGUACUCUUUAUCAUAGUGAAUAAAGUGGAAUCAUCUCGACGAGAACUGAUUAUGGAAAGUUUUUCCAACGAAACCAGUAUCGAGUCCAGUAUGGGUCAUACUGUGCUAACCACACCAUUUUCCUCAAGCAAUUUGCAAUCUUCAACUGGCUUACAGGCGAAAGAAACAGCAGAGGCGCGAAAACAACGACGGUUUCGUCGGUUAGGUCCCGAAAAUCCUACCAUUAAAUCCACCGACAAUCUUGUACUGUUUCCAAGUGCUUAUUUGAAACCUCCAAGAUUGGGAAGUAUGCGGAGAUUUUCGGAAGACUUUUCAUUAUCAGGUAAUCCUCAGCCUGCACUAUCGCUACUCUUGCAUCCAGUUGGAGCUCCACUGACGUCUACAGUGCCUAACCCUUCAGGGUUCUCGAAACAAAACAAUACUUAUGAAUUGGAAGAUCCAGAAAAUUUGCGCAGCCCAAGAAAACAUCGACACCAAAGCCUCGUGGUGAAUAACAUCCAGGAUGUUUUAAACCAAUUGCAAACCUCAAAACAUCAAAACCAUAAGUACUUUCCUUUGUAUCAACAACAUCCUUCUGAGUUCAGUAAUCCAAUAUAUCAAAAUCAUCGUGUAAAGUUUUCUGGAAUUUAUCGCCAUCCUAGAAAAAACGGUGACAUAACGACGUUAUUCGGGGAUUCAUCCAAACAACACGAGCUUCAUAUUGCUAAGCCACAAAUUAUUAACAGUCAACUUGAUGUACCCAGCGUCUACAUGCCUGACCUGUUUUAUAACUUCCGCCCUACGAAUCCCAGUGACGUAAAUCUACUCGCUACCAAUCAAUUCAGAUUUGCACCGGUGAAAAAUGACGGAACAUACGAAAGAACUCCUAAAGGCAUGCCAUUCUCAAUCAUGCUGGAUAUUGAACCGAUGACCGACGGUAGUCCAAACCUGCGACGGCCGACCGUAAAGAAAAGACCCAUUCCGAACUACUCAAGCAUGACUUUUCCACCGUUCUUCAGCAACCAUAAUUUUGCCCAAGUUAAACACGCUAUGUUCAAUCAACCGCCUUCAUUGGAAGAUGAUUACUACCGCAGAUCAACAACCAGCCGUUAUCGACCAUCGACGACUGUUAAGGCCCAUCCGAGCACUGCCACCACACUGGGGGGUAAGCUGAUGGUGCAUCUAAAUUUAUAUCCCAAAAAACCUUCCCCGCUGGUAGAGUCUCGUAAAUUAGAACUGCAACAAAGCGACUACGAUAUCAAUCGGUUGAGUUUGUCUGAAGAAAAAUUUCUGCCUGAUCCCGAGCGAGAUAAGGUAAAGUCAACCGUAGAGCCUGUAAGGAAUUAUCUGGAGGUUUUGCCGGACAAUGAUACAACAACCAGCACAGCAACAACAACAACCAGCACCACCACCACAGUAAUUCCACCGGUAGUGAAGACUUCAACAGCAGCACAGUCAACGCGGAAUGUCGUGGAAACGGUGAAAUCCGUUGAAAUUCCUUCGAGAGUCCCUUUAGUGAAUUCGUUCCAACAACGGAUGUCGACCACCAAUUUGAUGGGAAAUCUUCAUCAGCUUGAUGGAUUUAAUCACGGUUCUACGGCAACCAAGCUGAGUGUGCCGAGUUUUCACGCAAACGAUGCUAAUUAG